This is a messenger RNA of Penaeus vannamei (Pacific white shrimp), 387 nucleotides long. NCBI's taxonomy places the organism in Eukaryota, Metazoa, Arthropoda, Malacostraca, Decapoda, Penaeidae. The record is from RefSeq and is a predicted model, not a curated record.
AACUGAGAAAGCAUCAUGUUUACCACACUCGUCGCUGCUGCCCUCGUGGCCCUUGUCUCUGCUGACGGCAUUCCAGACUUCGUUGUUCCUGGAAGAUGCGCUAAAGUGGCCAACCAAGACAAGUUCGAUCUUCGCAGGUACUCCGGCCGCUGGUAUCAGACCCAGAUCAUCGACAACGCCUAUCAGCCAUACACUCGCUGCAUCCAUUCCAACUACGACUACUCUGACUCUGACUACGGCUUCAAGGUGACCACAGCUGGAUUCAGCCCCAACAACGAGUACCUCAGACUGCAGGGCAAGAUCUACCCAACAAAGGACUUCCCAGCUGCCCACAUGCUCAUCGAUUUCCCUACCGUUUUCGCCGCUCCUAUGAAGUGUCGAGACUGA